Molecule: messenger RNA, 957 nt
Organism: Benincasa hispida (wax gourd)
Lineage: Eukaryota; Viridiplantae; Streptophyta; Magnoliopsida; Cucurbitales; Cucurbitaceae
Source: RefSeq, a predicted model, not a curated record
AUGGGGAAAAACAAGCAGAAAAAUGCAGUCGACCUCAAACGUUUCAAGGACGUUCAAAGCUUGGAGUACUACAAUAGUCUUGAUUGGGAUUCCAUUAUUUGGGAGAGGACAUUGGAUGCCCUAAAGAUUACCUUGAAUGAUAAGAGCAGUCUAUACAAGACGAGGGUCAAAUCAAAUAAAAACUACGUUGUGAAGUACUCCUUACGUGGAUUUCCAAAAGCGUUCCAGAUAAAGGUUAAAGAGGGCACUGUGAUGUCAAAUGCUAAAAGGGAGUUUCGGGAUACCCCAUUCGAAAGUGGCUCAAGGUCGACGAGUGAGGGGGGUAGUCCCGAGAGUGAAAGUGACGGUGAUGACCUUCAUAGAGAUGCCAAUGAUGAGGUUAUCAGGGUGGAGGGAGAGGAUGAUCCCGAGCAUUCUGAGCACGAGGAUGCUGAAUAUGGAAGGGUGGAAGGAAGGACAUACACACGUAGUGAUGAUAUGAUGAGGGACGUACGCGAGGAGGACGAGUUAAACCAAGUUGAUGUCUUUCAUGCGGACUCCGGUACAGAGCCUCCUGUGGAUGAGGAGUGUCCUGAGUAUGCUGCCCGCCGCAGGGAGGGAGCCAAUGCAGACGAGUCUACUUAUUCGUACCUGUGGUCCAUUGACAGCGCACUAUCGAGGUUGGAUGGUCAUAUAUCGGGUUUAGAUAGUCAUGUCUUCAGUAUGGAGGAAAACAUGACUGACAUGAAAGGGCAAUUGUCGACCAUCCUUUCAUUGUUGCAGUCUAUGCACAAGGGUUCCACGGUGAAUGAGGAGAUGACCAGGUCACCCAUCCCAUCUCGGGAGCCCGAUACGACUGUGACUGCUUCUGACACUCCAAUCCCCAUCCUCCCUCUACAGCCCGAUACCACCCCUUCACCUACUCCCAACCCCCUAUACAGCCCGAAACCAUCAUUACCAUGACAUCAUCGAUUGACG